Messenger RNA from Symbiodinium natans, 984 nucleotides. NCBI's taxonomy places the organism in Eukaryota, Dinophyceae, Suessiales, Symbiodiniaceae. The record is from the annotation of a GenBank genome assembly.
AUGGUUAAGAGAAAAGCUAGACUGGUGAUCUGCGGGAAUUUUCAAGAGAAACAGGGCCGCGAAGAUGUCUACGCCACAGGGUGUCUAUCAGAAGCUUUGCGUUCCGUGUUGGUGUGGGCUGCUGCUCAGAACUGGGACAUCGGCAGUACUGACAUACGCAACGCUUUUCUUUUGGCUCCGACGCCGCAAGAUUCCAUGGUCUAUGUCAUCAGGGCGCCUGUGGUGGUUAAGGAUGCCAUGGCGUUAUUGGGAUGCGAAGUGGCUGAGGCUUAUGCGGUCGACCGUGCUCUUUGCGGGUUCCGUAAGUCUCCAAAGCUAUGGAACGACUUCCGCAACACCGAGCUGAGGAAGGCCAAGAUCAUGAUCGCUGGACGCACGGCAGUACUCAGGCCAUUGGUGUCUGAUGAGAAUAUCUGGGCAGUAGUUUGGGAAGACAAGCUGCAGGAGAGUCCGGACGUUCCAAUUGGAUCACUAGCUAUCGCAUUGAUUGUGGUAUAUGUUGAUGAUUUGUUGUACUUGGGGCGGAAGUACGUGAUCCGUGCAGUGCAUCAGUGGGUCUCAAGCCGUUGGAAGUGUAACGACCUUGCUUUGGCUACAUCGCAGGAACCUAUUCGCUUUCUGGGUUUGGAAAUCUACAAACAGGAGUCGGGCCUCAGAAUUACCCAAGAAGGUUACGUUCGAGAGCUUGUCAAACAGCAUGCCCUCCAAGAUGCCAAGACCGUCAUGACGCCCUGCCCUCGUGAAUGGUUGUUGGGUCCUGACUUAGGCACGAAAUGCUUCACCAUUGGUCGCCUGCGCGAACUGGUCUCCCUAUGGGGUUUGCGGCCAGAGGAGCAUCAGUUGAGGAGUUUGAAGACGAGCUGGGAUAAGGCUACGUGGGCCUUGUUUUGGUCGUUGUUGGCCAGACAGCCAGCGACACUGAGCGCUACUACCACGCGCUGUCUGUGUAGAGAAGAGCCGCUAUGUCGCUUGUUGAGCGUGUAG